This is a messenger RNA of Paramecium sonneborni, 1116 nucleotides long. NCBI's taxonomy places the organism in Eukaryota, Ciliophora, Oligohymenophorea, Peniculida, Parameciidae. The record is from the annotation of a GenBank genome assembly.
UUAGUGAUGUAUUACCUAAUAUUUUUAGUUUGCGUUGCCUUUUCAAGUAUUAGUCCAGCUGAUUAUAUUUCAUAAUCUGAUCGUCCUAAGAUUGCUGCUCAUCGUGGACUUUGUUCAAUCUUUCCAGGUAUUAUGAUGUCUUAUUUAAAUAGAAAAUACAGCAUAAUCAUUUGAAGGUGCAAUGUUUUAAGGAACAGACUUCAUUGAAUUAGAUGUUGUCCUAAAUAAAGAAUUACAAUGUAAAUAUUGAAUAAUUUAUAAAUUUGUUUAGUAAUAGUAGCACAUGAUACAUUUAUGAGUGCAGUUUCGAAUAUUAAAUAAAUGACAGAAUAUUCAUCUAGAUAAAGAAAAAGAACAAUAAAUGGAUAAGUAAGAGAUGAUUGGUGGUUGAUUGAUUUCAGUAUUGAUGAAUUAAAAAGAGUUGGAAUCAAUUAAGUGAGAGGUUCAACAAGACCAAAAAUGUUUGAUGGUCUUUUUACUUAUCCAACAUUAUGGGAGGUCUUAACAUAAGUAAAGAAUUUUAACAAUCGUACAGCAAACUAAAGAAAUCCUAACAAAAAGCCUGUUGGGAUUCUAUUAGAAAUAAAAGAUUACUAAGUAUAUAUACAUCUUAUGACGUAGUAUCAUUUAGAAUACGCAGGAGUAUCAAUAGUUGAAUUAGUCAUUGAUGAAUUAUAAAGAUUUGGUAUAGGAACAAUAAAAGAUUGUAAGAAUGUUGUUCCAAUUGUGAUAAUGAGUUUUGAUAUGAAUGCCAUAAAAGCUUCAAGAGAAUUGACUGAUCUUCCAAGAGUAUUUUUAAUGACUGGAUUACAAAAUUAACCAUCAACAUUUUAUGCUGAAGCUACAAAAUAUACAAACAUUAUUGGAGUAGAUUUAGCAUCAGUUUGGAAUCAAAAGACAUAGACUACAUAACCAGAAGUUUAACUUAUUAAAGAUAAUUAAAUGAUGGUUUAUGCUUGGACAUUCUAAGAUGAUAAUAGUGGAACUCAAAAUAUGUUCAACUCAACUAUUGCUAAAGGUAUAUAUUAUUAAGCAGUCAAAAUGAACAUCCAUGGUCUUAUCACAGAAUUUCCAGAUGUAGCAAUCUAAUAUGUUUAAUUAUAUUAAAAUUAAUGA